AUGCAAUCCUGGUCCAACAAUGGCCAGAAUGGCACUGAUGAGACGCAGCAAUGGCAUAAUAACUAUGCCUUCACUGGUCAAAAUGGACAAUAUGAUCCUCACCAGGCUUGGUCUCAGCCCAUGACUGAUCAAGCUGCGUACUCUCACAUCAACCCUCAGGAUGCUUCUCCGCCCAACUUUUUCGACUCUGAUCAGAAUAACUCGUUUCUCACCAGUGGUCUUCAUGGGUCACAACAGAACCAAGGCAAUUAUCAUGCAGGGCAUGAUUCGCUGGGAUUGAACCAGCAGUUCUCGCAGCCCUCUCAAGAUGUGAUGGAUCCAGCCUUCAGCGAUAUUCAUUCGGAUCUGUAUGGUCAACAUGGCAAGAUCGACCUGGACAAUGCCAUGGCUGGCGUUGGCCAGCUUUCGAACCAUCCUCAUUCUUCUACAUUUUCAUAUGGUAUGGUUCAACCCAACGAACCCUCCUUCGAAUCCCCGAUACAGCAGUAUGCUCAGCCUCACGUAAUACCUCAACCGAGCCGACAACAAAGUCAUACUCCUGUUCAGCAGUUUGAGGGUCUUCCUGGCGCUUUCGCCCAUGGACACGGUUUCAGCCGACCGCCUCAGCAGUCUCCUGUCCAAAACCAGCAGUCAUAUAGCCAAGCUGCAUUCUCUCCUCCAGUGAAUGGCCAGACCCCUCAGCCUCCAUCGAACGAACAGCUCAACUUUCAACAAUCUCAUCAACAGGCGCGCCAGCAGCCAACCCAGCCACCACACCAGCCCCAGCAGCAACAAACACAGCAGCCUCAACCAUACUCCCAAGCACAAUAUGCUCCCAAACAGCCCCUUGCCUAUUCGCAGACUACUCAACCGAUGCCAAACCAAAACUUCCAGCAGCCUGUGCAUCAACAACAACCGCCCUUUAUGACCAACUCUUCACCACCACCUGCUGCAACUCCCCAGUACAUGAUGCAACAGGCGGUCCUGGAACAAGACGCAGGCGUCUCUCAACCCAACGUAACAGAACCUCCGGCAAAGAAGAGGAAGCGGGCAGCUAAGAGCGCCCCCGAAACGCCGACGCCGGAGCCUGCAUCGGUCCAUGCCGACUCGCCGGUUGGGUCUCCUGCUCUAAGGAAGGUGGAUGAUGUCGAUACAUUGGCAGCACCAACACCCUCGCCCGAAGAUGCGCAGCUGAUUGCCCAGUUCAACAAACGGCCCAAGGCCGCCCAAGCAAAGCAUCCCGCUAUCAAGGGUCUCCCGUAUCUAAUCUAUGAUGGAGCAACGAAGCUUCCCGCUCCCAAAAGCUACGACAAGCUUGCUCCACUUGUCGCUGUUCCCGCCCGCAGCGGACGACAAAUGGUUCCCGAGCUUGGAUACAGCCUCCCUUGUGAGGUUCAGGGUCGGUUCACAAGUCAAUAUCGUCCUUCUCCCGAUAAGGGCGGGCUGGAUGAGAGGCGGAUCGAGGCCAAGGUGUUGUUGGAUGAAUUCGAUCGUGCUAUGAAGGGGCUUGGUAAACGACGUCCCAAGUAUACCGAAUACCCUCACGCUUUCAAAGAGCAACUCAAGUCGGACGAAGCUUCCAAGAACAAGGCGGAGAAGAAGGCAAAGAGGGAACUGGAGGAGGUGCGCAACAAACCAAUCCGCUCUGCUACCCGUCCAACAGACCCUGCUGAUGCUGCUGCAUGGGACACCAUUGGGAUAGUUCACGUAGAGCAGCCUGUUGCAAGGACGAAUGCGCUCAUCGCAGGCCGUGUGCAACAAGCGGGCGAAUACUUUAUCAAGCUUCGUGGUGAGAUGAAUCGCGCCAAGCAAGAGCUCGACCAAGCCAUCAAGGACAAGGAGGCUGAGUCUGAGGUUUCCAAGUUCCGACAGGAGUUUGAGAGGAAGAAGGAGAUUCUCUAUCGAGCUUUGGAUGCUACUAUCGAUCAUGCGGACGACGCGGUUCUGGAUAACCUCGGCGGCCACCAGAAGUUGGUUCUGAGUCUGGUGAAUGCAUUGAUCAUGUGUAUCAAAUCGAGUGACUUCUCUGGGAAAUUCCCAAAGAUUGUCCUCGAGCUUUUUACCCAUUUCCCCAUGACGAAGAAGAUUGCCGAAACAACAAACUUCGAGACGGUGAGGAAAAGGUUUGCCGACAAGGGCGAUGCCGAGGUCAAGGAGCUCACCCAGGAGAUAUCUGCCAAGAUCAAGAAGCUCAAGGCGUCCGAACCAGAGACGGCCACUGGGUACCAGGGAACCUCGGCUGCUAGCAGAGCAAAGACCUCCAAGUCUGGGAAUGAUCACUCUGCCAAGCGCGGCCGGGACGAAGAGGGCGACACACGGACUGUGAAGAAGAUUGCGAUAGAAUCAAGCGGCAACUCUCUUAGUAGGAAGCUUGCGCAGCCUAAGAUUCAACUUCAAUCGGCAUCCAAGACGACUGCGGCGAAAGCGGCAGCAGCUUCCAUCCUGCCUGGCAAAUCCAGGCCCGUGGCCAAGUCUGCACCGAAGCCUGAGCCUAAGGUAGAGAAUAAGUCGACAGCAGACGACAAGCCCAAGACAGCUCCCAAGACACCACGCAGCGAGCCCAAGCCGCAUGCGCCGCAGAACGGCUCGUCAUCGGCAGCGAGCUCCUUGUCAUCUGGCAUUGCUUCGCUUCUUGAUUCAAUCAAUGCCCCCAAGGUCGAGUCUCCGGCUGCUCCUAAGGAAACCAAUGGUCCUGAAACGUCUGAGACGCCGGAAGAAAAGGCCAAGCGUCUUCGCAAGGAAGCUCGCCGCAAGCUCCGGGUCAGCUGGAAGCCUGAGAGUGAACUUGUUCAGGUCAAGAUCUUCCACAAGGAAGAGGCUGAGGAUGAAGGCAGAGAGGUCAACAUGAUUCGCGAUGCUGGUGAUGAUCGGUCUGAAGGAAUGGUCCUCAAGCAACGUGCAAACGUGGAUGAUGAGGAUGAGGACGAUGAUAUUCCGUAUCAGCCUUGGGUCGGACCUGUUGCGACCGACUUCUCGAGACUACCAGAUGACACCCGAAACAAGAACUUUGUUAACCGGGGAGGAAACGUCACCUUCACCACGGAUGAGCAGCAGCGCAUUGCGGAGAGGGAACAGCGUGAACUCAUGGCCAUCUACACCGAUCCAGACGACAUUCCACCAACACCCAAGUCUCCUCCACCGGAGAUGGUCGGUAGCAGUGACCGGAAAACUCAAUAUUUGCCGGACGAUGCCAAGUUUCAAGAGAUCCAGCUUCGGUGGCGCGAUGAGCAGCAAAUGGGGAUCGACGGGGCUCUAUACUCGGCAAUCCAGCGUAUCGAUGCCAAGGAGAACCCGUCAAACCGCCUCGACUCGAUCUUGGGCCGCCUCCGGGGUGCGCCUUCAAACCCCUCAUCGUCUUCACAGUCUGGUUCCUUGCCUCAGCAAAGCCAUGGCACGGCGAGUGAGAAUUUGCCUAUUGUCGCCGGUAAUGCAGCUGCAGAACAGGUUCUCACGCUGCUCAGAUCCGACAAAGUUAAGAACUGGCGGGAUCCUGCUCCAGCGACGACCGAUGUUUGGCGUACUUAUCAUUACGCUGAUACAGCUACUCGUCUUUGUGGAGGCGCUAUUGAAGGCGUAGCUAAGAACUUGGCCAACAAACCAGCUCCAGCCACAUCUCCUCCAGAGUGGAUUCUGCAUGAUCCAGAGAAGGUUCGCGAGUGGCAAAUGGGCUACAACAAAGAGAUGAUGGCACGACAAAAGAGAGCGGAUGAAGAACGGGCCAGAACCGAAGCUGAAACCAACGCCUUGCGGACCACUGCACCAACUGCUGCACCUGGCCAACCCCCGGCCAACCCUCAGGACUGGGCAGCAUACUAUGCGCAGCAGCAAGCAUAUGCCCCGUACAUGGCUCUGCUGCAGCAGAUGACUGGUGGCCAGCAACCGGCUCAACAACAAGCCAGUGCAACGCCCCAACAACAGGGGCAGAUUCCUGACAGUCAGCUUCAAUCGAUCUUGGCGGCUAUCAAUCAGCCAUCACAGCAGCCAGCGCAGGCUCCAGCCUCGAAUUCUGCUUCGUAUUUGAACCCGAACGAUCCAUCUUACCAGCAGUACAUGAUGCUCAGCCAGAUGGCCCAAGGGCAACAAGCUGCUCCACCCCCGCCUCCAGCGGCGGAACGGGACUGGGAGCGGGAUAGAGACCGAGAACGCGAUAGAGAUAGGGAGUGGGACCGGGACCGCAUGCACGACAGAGACCGUGACCAUGACCGGAACCGUGACGAUCACCAUGGAGGCAGGGGUGACCGCGAAGGGAAAGAUGGCCGAAGAAAGCGAGGCACCCUGCCGCCGCACAAACCAGCAAACAAAGCACUAAUAGGGACAAAGCCUUGCACAUUCUGGCAGCAGGGCAAAUGUGCCCGAGGAGACAAGUGCACGUUUAGACACGACUGA
This is a messenger RNA of Fusarium vanettenii 77-13-4, 4365 nucleotides long. RefSeq lists its product as uncharacterized. The transcript has 2 exons. The record is from RefSeq and is a predicted model, not a curated record. Lineage: Eukaryota; Fungi; Ascomycota; Sordariomycetes; Hypocreales; Nectriaceae. Bases 1 to 4365 code for a protein of 1454 amino acids. Gene Ontology annotation, molecular function: metal ion binding.